AAGUCAGGAGUGUAUGAGCACGAACACCCACCUCACGAGACCCAAUUGUUAAUGCGCUUGAAUGUAUCUAAAAUAUAACUAUGUUUUCAGCCUUACAUUUUCCUUCUGCCUCCUGAGAGAUGAACAUUCAGUGGGUGUGCUUUUGCUGUAGUUGGUAACAAAAUUUUUUCUUCUCUUAUAGUUGGUCCCAGUUGAGUGUUGUGGUAUCUUUGCCGUGCCGCGCCACGUUGAAACGCCUUCUGUGAAGAAUUUUUGUCACCAAAUUCAAAUUGCUUGGAAGUAUUAGUAUUUAGGACCCUGCGCUUUCAUGCCUAAUUUAUCUUUGUCCCGAAAUGACCAAGAAUGCCACACAAGACGAAGUUAAUGCUCACAUCGUGCAAACGCAUUCGUCGUGUCACACCAGCUCAUGACUGAAGCAUUUGCUCCGCGGCCGCGAGGGUACUAGAGAGGUUGCAUAAUCUGCUUUCGCGCGAACGUACUAACACACUGCUGGAAUGGCUGGACCUCGGUCAGGAGUAGCCGAAACAUGAACAGCACUAUGGGAGACGAUAGGGGAGUAGCAGACGCCGCAUCUGUCGAUGAGUCGUUGGACUUCCGAGGAAGCAGCGUCGGCGAUAACAUACAGGCCGCGAAUCGGGGACAGGCGACCGGAAUGGCAAUGCCACCAUCACCAGCAACAGCACCAUUUGCUCCACCAUUGCCACCAAGCGAGGAGGGUGGCCUCGGCGGUUGCUGUUGUUUGAGCGCGGAGCCUCCGAACGUGGCACCCAUGAGUGGAAGUGAACUGAUUGAUAUGCUUGUUGCGGAUUCACACGACGAACAAGCGGCAUCCUUUCUGGAGGCCUAUUUUGCGCUCCACGAGGACUCGUUCAACCUCUUUGGUGCGGUCGCGGUGGAGAAGGCAGUAAAGCUGGGGCAGUGCGAUACGUUGGAGGAAGUUUCAGAAUACGUGGAGCGACACCAAGGGGACGCAGACUGGCGUCUGUCGCUGGAAGCGAUAGCCCUAAAAGAAUCCCUAUUGCUCAUGGACCAGCUCAGGCAAAUUUGCAACUUCGUCAUCGAGGAUGAAUGUAAUGUUCAUUACCCAUAAAUAUAAAUGUGAAGUAGUUCUCCUUUGAGUAUGAGGUGCACACUGCUCGUCCCCCCAGUGCAACUUCAUUAUUAUGACUAGAUUCAUCAUUCCUCAAUAUUUGAUCGGCAAGCAGGGUAAUUCUACACUUCUUCGAUAAAAAUUCUGCUGGGAAGAAAAUCUUACAAACUGAAUAGAUUUAGAUGGUGAAUCAAUAUAGAUCACGCUGGACUUACUUCAUUGCAGUUUAUGUUGUUAAUCAGAUAUGUCCAAGUUUUCGUUAAUGAAAUUAAGAUAUUUUCUGUGACUGAAAUAGAUCAGCUCUUGUGGCGUUGCAGUGUCGCAGGAGCUGCUACAUAAAGCAACACCAGAAAUUCAAUUUCUGUGCCUAGAAAUAGAAUUAUGGUUACAUCGUCAGUACCAAAUCAGUGGAUUCGACUUACACACUACAGUCGGACCUCGAUCAGCGAAUGGAUCUAUUUCGGAUGGGACACGGCGCCGUAGAUUGGAGUUGCUGCACAAAAUUUUUUCGAAAAUCGUACGUCAUCCCCAUGACCCCAAAGUGAGGCAGAUUAAGAGUCGCGUCAUUUGCUCAAAAUUACUGGAAGCAAGCGGCUUAUCUCCAACUUGUGCUCCACCGCAUACGCCUUCGCCACCCCCUGAAGCCUCUGCAAAACUGGAGAGCCUUGUGCGACCGUUGAUGCUUUCCUGCGGUUUUACCGAAGAGAAAAAGGUUCCCGAAAGCGCGUACGCGGUGUCCACAACGACGAAGAGACGGAUGGAAGAAGAGUGGUUCUGCUUCAAGCAUGCGCUGGAUACCGAUUUAGCGGCUGUUGUGCGCUUUCACAAACUUUUGAGUCUGCUCGAAGAACUAGCCGGGGAUGAGGAAGCAACAACAGCGAGAGGGAUGGACUUUGAUACAGCCUCACAAGGAACGUUCGCUCCGGGAGAGGUCAUUGUUUUAGACGAUGACGACGAGGAGAUGGAAGCUACAACAGCGUCAGCAAGACAAGCAGGCGGCGGCGCCACAGCCAGUAAUGCAGGCACAGUGCCAUCAAUAUCAAGAGACGGACUAGCGCCAGCGGGAGGAGGCUUGGCUGACAAUCUUCAGCAAAGAGGAAAUCCACAAGUACCGGGUGGACGCCGAGUUCCCCUUUCGACCGACGAAAUGAGGCAGAAACGGUUAGCAAAAUUGACAGGCGACAGUCCUGCCGGUCCAAGCAACAAACUGGCUGGUGCUCUAGACCCCACCUCAAGAAAUCGAAAGAUCGCUGCAAAUCGAGCAGCUGCUAGCGUUGCCGCUACUUCCAUUAUGUUGCAGAGAAAAUCAGUGCUUCGAUCUCAAGCUUGGCUUUUCUUGCAUAAGCAUUUACUGUACACGAUAGCUUUCCUCUUUAUGGGGUUGUCAUUUUUGGAAUUUGAUUACACUCAGUUGAGCAAAUCACGCAGUCGUCACUUUUGUGCUCGCUCGCUAAGGUUGUGUCAGUCACUCCUUGAGCCGACGAAGCCGUCAUCGCUUGUCGCUUGAUUAGUGGCCGUCAUUGCUUAAGCGGACGGUGCCGCCACCGCUCACGUGCCGGCUCGCUUAAGGAGCGACCGUCACCACUUAAGUGACCAGUGCUCUUACCGCUCACGCGACGGCUCGCUUAAGUGGUGACUGUCACCGCUUAAGCGACCGGUGCUGUCACCGCUUACGCGACAGGUCGCCCAAGUAGUGACCGUCAUCGCUUAAGCGACAGGCAGCCUAUGUGGCAAGUGCCCGUCACUGCGCUCUCAAUGUUGUCUUCGCGUCAGUGUGUCUCACCAUAAGUGAUGCUAUGAGUUUUUCCUGUAGUGCAAAGCGACUUUUGUCUGUGCUCUUUUUUUUGCAGCUUCAUUUUCCGUGUUGCGCAGAAUGGAACGACUCGAAGCGUGCGCACUACUGCUAACUGGGGUGGAAUGUGGCGUCUGCUAGAUCGGCAUAGCACGGAUGUGCCCAAUAUCGAUAUUCGCACAGUGCCGAACAUUAAUAACCCGGUUUUUCGUGGAGAAGAUUUUCAAGGCGCUGGUGGCAGUUCUUCCUCGUCCUCCAGAACAGCAGGAGGUGGCAGUCGUGGAGGACACCUUCCCGGUCCACAAGCGCUGUCAGACCGACGAGCACAGCAUUUUACGUUAGAAGACGUGGAGAAGUUGCGGUGGCGCGAGGCUAUCCGGGACACGCCUUUGUACGCAGAGCAGUGGUGGAACGCACAGCCGCAGGCCAAAGGUUACACGGAGGUGCAGCGGCGCAACUGCGACCCGGCGUACUUGGGCCGACGCGCACUCGACUUCACGAAUCGCUUCCGUGGACAGCAUGGGCUUCCCCCGCUGGUGUGGAAUGAGUCGAUGACAACGAUCGCCCGAGAGCAUGCCAUUCAGAUGGCAAAGGGCGAAAUGCCUUUUUCGCACGAUGGGUUCAAUCAAAGAAUGGCGCGUUUUCCAUUCCACAGUUACUCCUCCGCGGAAAAUUUGGCUUACAACCAAGGCCUGUCCGAUCCGGCCGCCGUGGCAGUGGAUGGAUGGAUCAAGUCGCCGGGGCAUUGUAAAAAUCUGUUGAGCCUCACAAAUCUCUGCGGGAUCGGGGUCGCCAUGCGCGCGGAUAGAACGUGCUACUUUACGCAGCUUUUCGCGAAAACAAGCCAGGGUCUCGCGCCAUAGAAUCUAUAUUCGAGUGGAGUUUCUCGAGAACAAUUAUUAUGUUCACAAAUUCACAUCUGAUCAUCCGCAUGUCCAAGAAUGUGUUAAUCGGUCCCUGGUCCAUCCAUCCGAUGCUCGGCAAAUAAACCUGAUCAUAUGAUCCCACCCAUGACAGACCAUAAUUUUUUUCGGGUAACAAGCACGCAACAUGGUGGCAGCUUGAUUUGAAUUUGAAUGAAUUCGGCGUUGUUUGCUUGUGCUGGAAUUCUUUUGAUUUAUUAUACUCUUCAACAAAACUCGAACGGAGGAACUGACAUGUGAAAUGUGUUCGAAUAUCUCGCCCUUUACAUACUGAGACGAAAAAAAUUUACAAACCCAUUUUGGAUCUUUUAUAGAAUCAUCUGCGGGUGACAACGUUCCCAGAAUAUACGAUCCUCAUAGUAGGUUAGGGAUAUUUUUGAUUUUACCUGUUUAGAAAAAUAGAGAAUUAUGUGGGAUCUGUUCGUAACAUGUCGGAUCCUUCUUUAACUUGUUUCAGUUGAAGUUCGUGAAAUCGGCAACGUACCUACACAUGUACAACAACAUGACUUCUGUUUUACAAGCCAAAAAUUCCAUGUCCUUGUCCCAUUUCAGUGAGCAGUAGCAGUGAAGUUUUGGAAUAGACGGAAUUAAUUUUUGUCUUGAAAAAAA
Messenger RNA from Amoebophrya sp. A25, 4414 nucleotides. The record is from the annotation of a GenBank genome assembly. NCBI's taxonomy places the organism in Eukaryota, Dinophyceae, Syndiniales, Amoebophryaceae.